Molecule: messenger RNA, 1347 nt
Organism: Penicillium digitatum Pd1
Lineage: Eukaryota; Fungi; Ascomycota; Eurotiomycetes; Eurotiales; Aspergillaceae
Product: isoaspartyl peptidase/L-asparaginase
Cellular component (GO): cytoplasm
Molecular function (GO): beta-aspartyl-peptidase activity; asparaginase activity
Source: RefSeq, a predicted model, not a curated record
AUGACGAAGCAAGCAUUAUUCAAACCCACUUUAAUCAUCCACGGCGGCGCCGGCAACAUUCAGCGCUCCAAACUCCCCCCCGACUUAUACGCCGCCCACCACGCCUCCCUCCAAUCCUAUCUCCGCUCAACCCAUACUAUCCUCAAAAAUGGCAGUACAGCUCUGGACGCAGCUGUGCACGCCGUCUCUCUCCUCGAAGAUGACCCUCUCUUCAACUGCGGCCGUGGCAGCGUCUUCACAACAGCUGGCACAAUCGAAAUGGAAGCCUCCGUAAUGGUGACAUCCGUGAACCAUCCCGACGCAACCCAACCAGGCGCGAUCAAGCGCGGUGCAGGCGUGAUGGGCGUCCGCAAUGUGCGUCAUCCGAUCCGUCUUGCGCGCGAAUCCCUUCUCAGAUCGGGUGUCGCCGCCGAUGGAUCUCCGGUAGAUGACGGAGGGAGUAUGCAUUCUCAGCUUGUCGGUCCAUAUGUUGAGACUCUUGCUCGGGAGUGGGGAAUGGAAUUUUGUUCCGAUGAGUGGUUCUUCACGCAGGAGAGAUGGGACGAGCAUAUAAGGGGUUUGAAGGGUGAGGAGGAGCCUGUGGUUUUAAGUCAAGGGACUGUCGGUUGUGUUUGUCUUGAUCAGUGGGGGAAUCUGGCUGUUGCCACUAGUACUGGUGGUUUGACGAACAAGUUGCCUGGGAGAAUUGGCGAUACGCCUACCUUGGGGGCUGGGUUCUGGGCUGAGGCUUGGGAUGAGAUUGUGCCGGGUGGUGAUGAAGCAGUGACAGAAGACUCUUCGGUGGGUGGCUUGCUACGCGAUGCGAGGAACUGGCUGGGGGAUUGCAUGCCGUCGUUCUUGCGAGAUCAGGCCUUAUUUCUGUACUCGUCCCUGUCGGGUGAUGGUUCCUCCCGGCAGCUGGACUUGGGUUCUGGGAAGACUUGUCAUAUUUAUCAACCUUCUGCUCAAUACUCUCAUCGGCGAGCUGUUGCGGUCUCUGGGACUGGGAAUGGAGACUCUUUCCUUCGGGUUGCGGCUGCACGCACGGUUGCCGCAAUGCUACGGUUUUCUCCGCCUGGUAGGUUCCUUUCUGGUCUUGCAGAUGCAGUGACGGCUGUUUCUGGGCCAGGUGGGGAACUUCAACGUUCAGCUGGCUCCAGGUGGAAUAAUACCGGUGAGGGCAAGGGCGGUAUCAUCGGCAUAGAGGCAGAGCUUGCCCCUGUAAACCGGGCAUCGGAUUUCAAACUACAUCGGGGUAAGGUUGUAUUUGACUUCAAUUGUGGUGGUAUGUGGCGUGCCUGGGUAGAGGAGGAUGCUGCUGGCAAUGAAGUUGAGAGGAUUAUGGUCUUUCGGGAGCAGUAUGAAUAG